GGCAAACCCAAAACUUAUCCGCAGCAAUAAGCCACACAACAGAGCACUCCAUUUCCUCACCCUCGAGCCCAAACCAUACCCAGAUGCCAGAAGCCGAGGCUGAGCUAGUUGCCUCUCUCGAAGAGGAUCUCCAGAAGAAGAAGCUUCUCGAAGAGGAGCCCGUGGUUGAAGACGUCAAGGACGAGGAGGAGGACGACGAUGAUGACGAGGACGACGAGGACGACGAGAAGGAAGAUGGGGCCCAAGGUGCAAAUGAGGGCUCAAAGCAGAGCAGAAGUGAGAAGAAGAGCCGCAAGGCAAUGUUGAAGCUCGGAAUGAAACCCGUUACUGGUGUUGGAAGGGUCACCAUUAAGAGAACAAAAAAUAUAUUAUUUUUCAUCUCAAAGCCUGAUGUCUUCAAGAGCCCAAAUUCGGAGACCUAUGUCAUAUUUGGGGAGGCGAAGAUAGAGGAUUUGAGCUCUCAGCUGCAGACACAGGCUGCACAACAGUUCAGGAUGCCAGAUAUGGGGUCGGUGAUGGCAAAAUCAGACAUUUCUGCUGCAGCUGCUGGAACACAAGCAGAUGAGGAAGAGGAAGUGAUUGAUGAGACUGGGGUGGAGCCUCGAGACAUUGAUUUGGUGAUGACUCAAGCUGGGGUGUCAAGGAGCAAGGCUGUUAAGGCUCUUAAGACUCACAAUGGGGACAUUGUCAGUGCUAUCAUGGAGCUCACCACCUAGGUAGCCUUAAUAGUUCACUUCUCAGUCUUUUCUGAGGAUGAGUUUUUGGUAUUGAUACCACUAUUUUGUUUAUCGUAGUUAAAUUGGCUCCUAUCUAUUAGGUGGCUAGACUUUCCUUUUUCUUUUGGUUGAACUUAGACAAUUUGCAUAACAAUGAGGGUCUGCAAUAUGCCCCCUUCUCUGUUAUAUUUCUUUUCACACGCUUAUUGCUCUUUCCAUUAUUCAUUCCUUUUUUUUUUUCUUUA
Messenger RNA from Vitis riparia (riverbank grape), 961 nucleotides. RefSeq names its product nascent polypeptide-associated complex subunit alpha-like protein 2. Bases 84 to 716 code for a protein of 210 amino acids. The transcript is spliced from 4 exons. Lineage: Eukaryota; Viridiplantae; Streptophyta; Magnoliopsida; Vitales; Vitaceae. Gene Ontology annotation, biological process: protein targeting to membrane. The record is from RefSeq and is a predicted model, not a curated record. Gene Ontology annotation, cellular component: nascent polypeptide-associated complex; cytoplasm.